GAAGAAAGGAGUGACCGAGAGGUGCGUUACCCAAACCGGAAGUGUGGAGGGUCAACGGAGUCUGGGCACAAAGGAGGAAGAUGUGAGUGGAGGGAGCGAGAAGAAGGGGGCCAGGAAGGAAUAAUGAUCGAAAGGUGGCCCCGUAGGAUGUUGAAGUGCUGCUUAAGGCUGUAUGAUGGAGGGGAGCGAGAGUGCGAACGUGUGUAGUAAAUCUGUCAAAUGGAUUCAACGGCAGGAUAAAGAUGCUGAACCGUGGCUGUGGAAACUGUCAAACUGCUUCUCUUCUGCUGACCAGCCAUUACACUCUACUGGAGGGCGGACGAAGGAUUUCAUGGAGGGCCCAAAACCUAAAGUGGAACUGAAGGAUUUGCCGCCACCUCCCCCACCCCCUCUCCAACCAUGCACCAAUAUAUUCCCCACAGUACCACUUCCCAAAAUCCAACAGCCCCCUCUGCAAUCGGUCCAAAUUCAGGCAGCCCCCAAAGUAAGAUGCUGUGCUCUGUGUUCCAACAGCACCUCUUGCACACCUGAUUAUCUCUGUGGUGCCAGCGGUGGUGGUUUUGUUCUUCCGAACACGGUACUGGAUAAAAAAGUCACGGGUACAAUCACGUGUCAGGUAACCCCGGGGUUUACAUUUCCAAGUGAGGCUCCAUUCAAAAAAGCUCCUGUUGCGGCGAGCCCUUACAGCAGUCUCUCUACAGGCUUCCCGAACCUGUACGUGGAAAACGGUCUGUCCCCGUGUCGGAUUCACUCUCCUCAGCCAGUUCCCUGCUGCACCAAAGCCCACUUUAACUCUUUUCACGGUGAUCUUCACAAAUGCCAGGUUCCUGUCCUAGGGACUUCUGGGUUCUACCCAUGUUCAGAUGUUGCCAAUAGAACACCCCGGCAUUUAAAGGAACAUUUCACACGGUCUGAAGUACUCUCUCACUUCUGCACAAGUUCUCUGCACGGUGCCCCCUCUGUAUAUUUCAAGGGCUCUCACUUUUGUGAUGUCUUCUUGGAAAAGCCGUCUAGUAAUGCUGUGAUUGAUGUAAAUAAAGUUUGGCCCAAUAUCCCUCCUCCAAGCACUCGGCCUGCUCCCGUCCCAAUAUGCAACGGCUGUGGAACGCAAGGGGCUGCGCAUGAGGCUGCCCUCCUACUGGCUAAUAAUUUACGGAAAGCCUCGCAAAAAUAUGGAUCACCAGACCUGGCAACUGCUGGCCAGGUGCCAGAAAAUUUGGCCCCUAUUGGAGUUUUUUGGGACAUAGAAAACUGCUCAGUUCCCAGCGGCCGCUCGGCUGUAGCAGUGGUGAAGCGAAUUCGGGAGAGGCUUUUCAAAGGUCGCAGGGAAGCAGAGUUCAUAUGUGUCUGUGACAUAAGUAAAGAGAACAAGGAGGUCAUUGAGGAGCUUAACAAUUGUCAGGUAACAGUUGCUCACAUCAAUGCCACUGCGAAGAAUGCUGCAGAUGACAAACUCCGUCAAAGUCUGAGACGGUUUGCUGAUACGCACACUUCUCCAGCCACCGUGGUUCUUGUUUCCACUGACGUCAACUUUGCGCUUGAGCUUAGUGAUUUGAGACAUCGGCAUGGUUUUCAUAUCAUACUUGUUCACAAAAACCAGGCUUCUGAGGCUCUGCUUCAUCAUGCACAUGAGCUGAUCCGCUUUGAAGAAUUCAUUUCUGACCUGCCUCCCAGAUUACCCCUUAAAACACAGCAGUGCCAUACUCUGUUAUAUGUUUAUAACCUGCCAACCAACAGAGACUCUAAAAGUAUCAGCAAUCGCCUGAGACGUUUGUCUGAUAACUGCGGUGGGAAAGUAAUGAGUAUAUCUGGCAGCAGCGCCAUCCUCCGUUUUCUAAACCAGGAGAGUGCGGAACGCGCACAGAAGCGGAUGGAGAACGAGGAUGUAUUUGGUAACCGGAUUAGUGUGUCGUUCGUUCCUAAAAAUAAGGAAGUGACGGAGACGAAAAAUUCAAAUGGUGUCUCUGGUGAUAAAUCAAAGUCUCCCAAGAAAGCAAACAAGAACACCAAACUGUGCCUCACGUUUAAAGAGCAGCACGACCAGUCAAAUGCCAAAGCGGCUUCCAGCAAAGCAACGCAUGGCUCUGUCACCAAAAGCUCAAAUGUUAAAAGCCUACAGGAACUGUGCCAAAUCCAGUCCAAAUCAAGCAAUAGAAGUAAUCCACCCCAACAACAUGAAAAAGAAAAGAGAAAAAAUGGGGAUAAAGCCAAUCCCCCAGUGCCCCAAAGUAACCAGAUGUCUGCAGCUCAUAAAAGCCUUGGGGUAGAAGAGCCCUCCUUUAAAAAUAUUCAAAAGAGAGAUGACUCUGAUACUCGUGCAGACUCUCCUAUGGAAAGUAAAGAGGAGGACGAUGCGUUUCAGAUUAGUAAUCCAUCUGCCUUCAGCAAACUCGUAGGAAUGAGGCAGCAGAGUCCUGUUAGAGAAUCCCUACGAUGCUGGUCUUCAAGAAGUGUGUCCCCAAGCCGCUCAAACCGAUCGUCACCACUUGUUCCAAACCCUGGUGAUGCAGACUUUGCUUUAGAUCCGUUUGCUAAUGGUGUUGAUAUUCAAAUUGGGAAUCUGGACUACAGGAUGUCGCGUAAAGAGCUCCUGCAAACCUUACGGGAUAUAUUUUCCAGGCACGGAAAGUUAAAGCAUGUCGAGCUCAGCCCUCAUACUGACUAUCAACUGAAAGCCACAGUUCAGAUGGAAAACCUCCAAGAAGCUAUUUGUGCUGUCAAUAGCCUUCACAGAUACAAAAUUGGAAGCAAGCGAAUACAGGUUUCCUUGGCUACAGGGGCAACAAAUAAGUCUCUCUCCUUGCUAAGUUUUGGAGCAAUCUCUAUUCUCCAAGAUGCCCCAGCUUGCUGCCUCCCAUUAUUUAAAUUCACAGAAAUUUAUGAGAAAAAGUUUGGACACAAGCUUAUUGUGUCAGAUUUAUACAGACUAACAGACACGGUUACAAUCCGUGACCAGGGAAAUGGACGAUUGAUCUGUCUGUUAGCCAGCAUUCAGGCAAGACAAAGCCCGCUUGGAUCUUCUCAAUCGCACGACGGCUCAUCGACAAACUGUAGUCCUGUUGUAUUUGAAGAACUCGAGUACCAUGAACCUGUUUGUAGGCAGCACUGUAAGAAUAAAAAGUUCAGUGAGCAUGAUUUUGACCCAGACUCGUACAUAAUUCCAUACGUCAUUAUCUCUUUGAAGACUUUUGCUCCCCAAGUCCACAGUCUCUUGCAGACCCAUGAGGGUACAAUUCCUCUCUUGAGCUUCCCUGAUUGCUAUGCUGCAGAAUUUGGAGCUCUCGUAGAGGUUCAGGAACAACAAGAUGGCGUUCCUCUUGAACACCUGAUAACCUGUAUCCCUGGUGUGAACAUUGCGUCGGCACAAAAUGGCAUAAAGGUUGUCAAAUGGAUACACAACAAGCCGCCCCCUCCAAACACAGAUCCAUGGCUGUUGCGCUCUAAGAGCCCAGUUGGGAAUCCCCAGUUGAUUCAGUUCAGCCGUGAAGUGAUCGAUCUUUUGAAGAGUCAACCAUGCUGUAUAAUGCCAGUAGCGAAAUUCAUCCCUACGUAUCAUCAUCACUUUGCAAAGCAAUGCCGCGUGUCGGAUUAUGGUUACUCUAAGCUGAUGGAACUGUUAGAGGCCGUGCCUCAUGUUUUGCAGAUUCUUGGAAUGGGCUCCAAGCGAAUGUUAACUCUCACUCAUAGAGCACAAGUGAAGCGCUUUACUCAAGAUCUCCUGAAGCUUCUCAAGUCCCAGGCAAGCAAGCAGGUCGUUGUAAGAGAAUUCUUACAAGCUUACCGCUGGUGCUUUUCGAGAGACUGGGACGUAACAGAGUAUGGUGUCUGUGAGCUGGCUGACAUAGUAUCAGAGAUACCUGAUACCACUAUAUGUUUGUCUCGGCAGGAUAAUGAGAUUGUAAUUUCUAUUCCUAAACGAGAACGUACCCCCGAAGAAAUAGAAAGAACAAAGCAGUUUUCUAAAGAAGUGAUUGAUUUAUUGCGGCAUCAACCCCAUUUCCGCAUGCCUUUUAAUAAAUUCAUUCCGUCCUACCACCAUCACUUUGGUCGCCAGUGCAAACUGACGUAUUACGGGUUUACAAAGCUGCUUGACCUCUUUGAAGCCAUACCUGAUGUGUUACACGUCUUAGAAUGUGGUGAGGAAAAGAUUUUGACCCUGACAGAAAUGGAGCGUGUUAAAGCUUUAGCGUCGCAGCUUGUUAAACUUCUGCGCUCUCAGAAGGAUAACUCCCUUGUGAUGCCUGACUUGCUUACUGAAUAUAACAAGACGUUUGGUUACAGUCUGAGGCUUCACGAAUAUGAUGUCAGCUCAGUCCCAGCUCUGAUGCAGAAGCUCUGUCACGUUGUUAAGGUUAUGGACACUGCUUCUGGUAAGCAGAUCCAAUUGAUCAACAGAAAGUCACUGCGAGUACUCACUGCCCAACUUCUCAUACUGCUGAUGUCCUGGGAUGAAUCGUCCUCGCUUACUGUUGACCAGCUUUGCAGACUGUACGAAAGUGUCCAUGCCGUUCCUCUUAAUCCAUGUGAAUAUGGGUUUUUGUCCUUAACAGAACUCUUAAAAAGCCUUCCAUACUUGGUUGAGGUACAUGCGCAUUCUUCUGAUGAAGAUCUUGUGCAGCUAACCCCCCUGUACAUUUUUGCAAAGAACGUCCGUUCCCUUCUCCAUACUUACCACUAUCAGCAAAUCUUCCUGCAUGAAUUCUCUACGGCUUAUAGCAAGUAUGUUGGCGAGCCGCUGCAGCCAAAGCAAUAUGGCUACAAUAGCUUGGAGGAAAUCUUGGCGGCGAUACCGCAGGUUGUUUGGAUAAAAGGACAUGGACACAAGAGGAUAGUUGUUCUUAAAAAUGACAUGAAGGUUUGUCACCAAAUGGACAAAGAACUCUUGUGCUUGAGUUCUCCUGUUGAUCUGCUGUGUGCGCCUGUCCCGUCGUGCCUGCCGUCGCCUCAGCUGUACCCUGACCCUGUAGCACCGCCGUCUGAUGACCUCAUACAGUUUGAAGACCUCUCUCAUCUCUCAGCCCUGAAUCUCGCAGCAGAGGAAACGUUGGAAUAUAGUCUCCCAAACGGGACGCUGGCGAGUGACCACGAAGCUUCUACUUUAUUGGAAAAUAGCUCAGAGCCCCUGCUCUGUAACCCUGUCCCUGUAUUAUCAAAGGCUGCCAAUGAAUUGAUCGGAAGCCCCGUUAAGAAACCCGUUCGGAAUCGAGUCAGAUUGGCAGCAAACUUCUCAUUUGCCCCUGUAACAAAACUGUAAAUGUCAUGAGUGCACUUCUUUCCAAAGGUACAUGAAUCUAGGUUACGAUACAAUGCCCCAUCCAGGGUAU
Molecule: messenger RNA, 5324 nt
Organism: Spea bombifrons (plains spadefoot toad)
Lineage: Eukaryota; Metazoa; Chordata; Amphibia; Anura; Pelobatidae
Gene: MARF1
Product: meiosis regulator and mRNA stability factor 1
Exons: 26
Coding region: 173-5254 (1693 amino acids)
Biological process (GO): post-transcriptional gene silencing
Cellular component (GO): cytoplasm; peroxisome
Molecular function (GO): mRNA base-pairing post-transcriptional repressor activity; RNA nuclease activity; CCR4-NOT complex binding
Source: RefSeq, a predicted model, not a curated record